AUGACUAGGCUUUUGGAAAGUUCAAAGAACGGAUUUAUGAUCAAUCAAGAAUUAAACUUCAUAAACACAUCGUACACUGCCACGUGGAGAUAUUUAUACAUGAAUCAUCACCAUCAUACAAUGAAGUUUCAUACGGAGAACCAGAAACUGAAGCAUGUUAACUAUGUCUCUGCGAAUACCAAAAUGAGCGAGGAGCUGGUUUCAAACGGUCUUGGAUUCCGCACUGCUCAGGAUGAUGUUUUUACUAUUCUGAAAAUUCCUUUAUUCGGUAGAGCUCUCCGCUUCGUAAUAUUUCUGCCGAACCCCGAGUUCACCCUUGACGAAAGCAUCAAGAAACUCAGUUCCUCGCGAGUCCAGAAUCUCUUCAAUAGUCUUACAGUAUACAAUGUUCACUACAAGAUCCCAUAUUUCCAAAUGAGUUCAACAAUUGACCCAUCAAAACUUCUUGGAUUACAAACUUCAAAGUUUCAUAAAUUUCGAUUCAACUGGAAGAGGCCUUCGGAGACAUAUCUAUACGAGGAAAACGAUGGAUUUAAUGAAUCUUUUAUAAAACGACCACCGGAUAGAACUCCAUUCUAUUUUACUGCAAAUCGACCAUUCUUUUACGCCGUUUUCAAUGAUACUCUUCCAAUUAUUAUGGGUGUUUUUACGGGUACAAACUGUUCUUAA
Messenger RNA from Caenorhabditis remanei, 669 nucleotides. RefSeq lists its product as uncharacterized. NCBI's taxonomy places the organism in Eukaryota, Metazoa, Nematoda, Chromadorea, Rhabditida, Rhabditidae. The record is from RefSeq and is a predicted model, not a curated record. The coding region runs from base 1 to 669 and encodes 222 amino acids. The transcript is spliced from 4 exons.